Rotaria sp. Silwood2 is the source of this 537-nucleotide messenger RNA. The record is from the annotation of a GenBank genome assembly. Lineage: Eukaryota; Metazoa; Rotifera; Eurotatoria; Philodinida; Philodinidae.
AUGACAACUGCAAAGCUACCUCUAACGAGUUCUAUACAAUUUAUUCUGUCGACGACAAUUGCGAAUCAGCCAGCAAUGUAUACUAAUUAUUUUCCUCAAGAACCUAUACAAUAUGAAACCUAUAGUCUUCAACUUGGCAAUAAGUUUUAUUUUAAUGUUGAUCAUGUUUGUCGGAGGACCGGUUACGUUAGUAGCGUUAGUUUUCGUCUUUUUACUAAUUGGGAAGGGACUGCAUCACUCUACGUAUUUAUCAUAUCGGGAUUCCUUACUGGCUAUGCAAUUAAACAUCGCUAUGGCAUCAAGCCUCAAAAAUAUACUACACAAUGGCAAACCUUUGAAAUUCCUUCACGUAUAUUGCCCAUAGAGCUCGGCCAGUUUUUAGCUAUUGGUAUGCAAGAUAGCAGUAAUACAAAUAAAAUCUAUGUUGUUAAAUCUAUUACGGCAAUCACCGGAGUAAAUAUAAAAGAAAAUAUAACACAGCCUUAUGUAGAAGCUGCUUACAUUACUGGUGUUGCCUCCGGUUACAGUAUUGUUUAG